This is a messenger RNA of Paramuricea clavata, 879 nucleotides long. The record is from the annotation of a GenBank genome assembly. NCBI's taxonomy places the organism in Eukaryota, Metazoa, Cnidaria, Anthozoa, Malacalcyonacea, Plexauridae.
AUGGCGAACAUGCUUAUAGGAGAACGUUUCCUUAAAAGCUUUAACGUGUUUAAAACGAAAUCAAACCAGCAUUAUGAGAAUGUCAAGACCUUCCAACGCUGCCUGCCCUCGGUUGUCCAAAAGAUAAUGUCUUCAUUUGACAUCCAACAACGAUCUCAGUUCAGUAUUCUGAGCGUUGGAAGUGGUACUGGGGAAGUCGAUAUAGAAAUUGUUAACAUCGUCCGGCAAGAGUUGCAAAAGCAACAACAGUGGAGCCACAUCAGUAUUUUUAACCGAGCCAUUGAGCCGAAUCUGCAAUCAAGCAAUAAGUACAAAGAAAAUAUUGCGAAAUUCGGCGACGUCGUCUCAUCAAGGUAUGAAGUCAGACAACAGACGUUUCAGGAAUAUCAAGAAAGUAAAGAAGAUCCCGUGUCGUUUGAUAUCGUGCAUUUCAUGCACAGUUUAUAUUAUGUAGACCUGGAACAAACUGUAUUGUAUUGUUUAGAGAAUCAACUGACCGAGAUGGGGUGUUUAGUGUGCCUGAUGAACGACAAUGAAAGCAUCUGUAAUACUGUCCUAAUGAAACAAGAUGAACUUUCUAAUAAAGCAUCCACACUUGCCCAGACAUCUGAGGAACUGAUUAAGAUGGCUGAAAAAUGUGGUUGGAAGCAUGAGAUUAAUUGCCAGAAAUUGUUUGUUGAUGUUACUGAAGUUUUAAAUGCGGAUUCAGUGGAAGGAAAUCUCCUCCUCGACUUUUUGACAAACACUGAGAAUUUUCGUAAGAGUGCAAAUAACCAUGUGUUAGAGGUGACACUUGAAUUCAUCGAACAAUUGGCAAUUGCCAAAGAUGGAAAAUACCUUGGAGAGAUAAAGGAAUCACUAGUAUUCAUAUACAAGUAA